AUGGAAAACAAGGAAAUGCAAACUGUUCUUUCAGUGGAGAAUACGACGGAAAAAAAGGUUCAACAACUUGAUUUGAAUCAACAGUCAUUUGAAGAGCCUUCUACAAAGAUCCCUAUGGAAGAUGAAUGUUCAGUGGAGCUUGAAUGCAAUGUUGCAAAGGAGUUAGAAAGGCUUGAGCUGAAACAGAAGGAGUUCCAAAGGAUGAGGAACUUGAUCACAGAUUUUAAUCGUGAGUUUGAGUCCAAGGAGAUGCAGUUGAAAAUGCUGCAGGAGAAUUAUUCUGCUGAACUUUAUUUGAAGAAGAAGCGGAACUAG
Messenger RNA from Dovyalis caffra, 315 nucleotides. Lineage: Eukaryota; Viridiplantae; Streptophyta; Magnoliopsida; Malpighiales; Salicaceae. The record is from the annotation of a GenBank genome assembly.